Nilaparvata lugens (brown planthopper) is the source of this 1826-nucleotide messenger RNA. Its product is annotated as histidine protein methyltransferase 1 homolog. The transcript is spliced from 7 exons. Gene Ontology annotation, biological process: peptidyl-histidine methylation, to form tele-methylhistidine. The record is from RefSeq and is a predicted model, not a curated record. The coding region runs from base 157 to 1017 and encodes 286 amino acids. Gene Ontology annotation, molecular function: protein-L-histidine N-tele-methyltransferase activity. Lineage: Eukaryota; Metazoa; Arthropoda; Insecta; Hemiptera; Delphacidae.
UAGGUUUUUGUUUUCGUCAUCUUUCCGGCAGCAAAGUUAAAAUUUCUGUUGUGUCUUCACCUUAUUUUCAUAAAAAAGCUGACAAAUGCUUAGUAAGGUCUAUUAUUAUUAUAGAUUGCGAUAGCAAUUAAUGUAAUUCAACAGAGUUUACCUCAAAUGAGUAUGUUCAAAUUCAAUUUUUCAAAUAGUGAGGAUAAUAAUGUUGAGGCUGCAGUGACAGAAACAUCUCAAGAUAAAAUAAUUGAUUCUGAUUUGAAGUGGUUGCCAGCAGUUGAAAUAAUACCUUCGAAUUAUGGUUCUGAACUAAUAACUGAAGGAAAAUGGCUCACAAAAAAAAUUUCUAACUCCGAUAAUUCAAUACAUUAUUUAUCUUCGGAGUCCAAUAAUUCAAAAGAAAUUUACAAGACUGAUGCUGAUAUAGAAGAAGCACAAUAUGAGGGUGGUUUCAAAGUUUGGGAUUGCACUUACCAUCUUAUGAAUUAUUUAUGUGAGAAUAAUCCUGAAGGUACAUUUAAAGGAAAGAAAGUUUUGGAUCUAGGCUGCGGCAAUGGUUUUCUGGGCAUAUUGUCAUUCUAUAUUGGCGCCGAAAUAGUACAUUUUCAGGAUUAUAAUGACAGUGUCAUAAAUAAAAUAACUAUUCCAAACACAUUGAAGAAUCUUCAGAGCUUGAACGACUCGUCAGUAAAAUGCAAAUUUUUUGCUGGAGACUGGGAGUCCUUCAGUGAUUUGGAUGAUUUCAAGUACGAUAUAAUACUGACAGCAGCCACAAUAUAUAAUACAAAAAGCUACAAAAAACUACUCUCUGUGUUCAAACAAAAGUUGGAAUUAUCAGGCACAGUAAUUCUAGCUGCCAAAUCACAUUACUUCGGGUGGGGUGGAGGUACCAGGAACUUUGAAGAAUUCUUACAGAAAGAUGGGUCAUUUCUAUCUCGUACUCUAUGGACAUGUUCAGAAGGAGUACAGCAGGAUAUAAUUGAAAUCAAAUUCAAAUCAAGAGAUGAAUUUUCUGGACUAUGAAAAAGCGGUUGAAGUGUCUGAAAGAAACAAUUUCAUAUAGUUUGAAAUCAGAUAGCCAACGAAACUACAAACUAUUAAGUGUAAAACCUAGAUCUCAGAAAAUACAUCAAACUACUUGCGAUCAAUAAAUGAAUUUACUGUACUGAAAUUACCAUGCUGCCUUUUCAUAUAUCACUCUUCAACAAGUUGGUCCAUCAUUUCGUGUCAGCAUCAGAUGCUCUCAAAGAUGAUUGGUUCGUCGAAAAACAUUACAACGCUCAUUGCGCCGAAGAACUAAUCUUACGGAAAAAAGUGACAAUUUGUAAAGAAAACAAUGUCUCGGGAGAAAGCAGUGGGGAAGAGGACUUGGAGGACGAUGGAGUUUUUAGUGAUGAAUGUGGAACAGAUAUAUUGACAUGGGAUUACCAGAUUAUAUUCAGUGAGAGUUUUUGUGCGCCGAUUCUGUAUUUCAAUGUUUCCGACUCUAGCGGCAGGCCGGUGAGUUUGGAUGGAUUGCAGGUUGAAACAAAAAGUAAUUUCGGUGUAAUCUCACAACAAAUGCAUCCGAUUUUUAACUUUCCUUUCUACUAUGUGCAUCCUUGUGACAUGGCAAGCAAUAGCAGCUGGUUUAAACUAGCAAAAGAAAGUGGAACCAAUGCAUUGGUAACAUGGCUUUCAACUGUGGCCAGUAUUGUCAAUUUAACAAUUCCUGAACAAUAUUCACGUUACAAAUUUGACUAUUGAAUCUCGAAUUAUGGAACGUUUUUUUUCUUUAAUGUAAAAUUAUGCUCAAUUAUCGCUAAAUUUAAUAAAGAACAUGUGAGAAAUGA